AUGGAUGACCGUACGAUUGAGCAAAAGAUUGUGAAUGAAGAGUACAAGGUGUGGAAGAAGAAUGUGCCAUAUCUGUAUGACCUGCUAUUCAGCCACACAUUGCAAUGGCCGUCUCUUUCUGUGCAGUGGUUUCCGGAUGUGAGCAGAGAUGAGGAGCGUGCAAGGACGACGCAGCGAUUGCUGCUGAGUACUCACACCAGCGGCAGUGACGAGGAGUGUGUCAUGAUAGCAAAGCUUGAUUUUCCUGAUGAGUUUGACGAGGACAUGAAUGGAGAAGAGGAGGGGAAUGGAGAAGGAGACAUGAAGCUCAAGGUUUUGCAAAGGGUUCCAGUGCUGGCGGAGGCAAACAGAGUCCGAUACUGUCCAUCGGCAUGCAACAUACUAGCUGUGCGGUCUGAUCUUUCGGAUGUGCAUGUGUAUGACUAUACAAGGCAUUUGUCGCACGAGAAGAUUGCCAAGCCAGACAUGACACUCAGGGGGCAUGCAUCUGGAGGGUUUGGAAUUGCAUGGAACAACAUGGCUUCUGGAGAGCUUGCAAGCUGUGGAGAGGAUAUGUGUGUGUGUGUGUAUGACAUACUUGAAGAGUCUGCAGUGAUUGAGCCAAGGACUGUGCUGAAAGGGCAUGACGCAGUCGUGAAUGACUGUAGCUUUAGUUUUUUUGAUAGGAAGAUGCUUGCGUCUGUUGGAGAUGACAAGAUGCUAAUGGUGUGGGAUGCAGGAAGCGGAGAGGUGGUGCAUUCAGUCGAUGCGCACACAACUGAUGUUUUUUGUGUGAAGUUUUCGCCUGUUGAUGUGAAUGCAAUUGCAACGUGCUCUGGAGACAAGUCGGUGAAGAUAUGGGACAUAAGGAAGUUGGACACAGCGGUGAAUGUUCUCUUGGGGCAUUCGAAAGAUGUAUUGAGUGUUGAGUGGUCUCCGCACUCGUCUACAAUGCUGUGUUCUGGAGGUGCUGACAGGCGAGUGAUUGUCUGGGACCUGGCACGUGCUGGAAUAGAGGUGAGUGAGGAGUACAGAGCAGAGGGCCCACCAGAGCUGAGGUUUAUGCAUGGAGGGCAUACAGGCACGGUAUGCGAUGUAUCAUGGAACCCAGCAGAGCCGUACGAGGUUGCAAGUGUGUCUGAAGACAAUGCUUUACAGGUCUGGCAGAUGACGAAGGAUGUGUAUGAUUAA
Molecule: messenger RNA, 1170 nt
Organism: Ordospora pajunii
Lineage: Eukaryota; Fungi; Microsporidia; Ordosporidae
Product: histone-binding protein RBBP4
Exons: 1
Coding region: 1-1170 (389 amino acids)
Biological process (GO): regulation of DNA-templated transcription; chromatin remodeling
Cellular component (GO): nucleus
Molecular function (GO): nucleosome binding; histone binding
Source: RefSeq, a predicted model, not a curated record